Molecule: messenger RNA, 2247 nt
Organism: Argiope bruennichi
Lineage: Eukaryota; Metazoa; Arthropoda; Arachnida; Araneae; Araneidae
Product: low density lipoprotein receptor adapter protein 1-A-like
Exons: 7
Coding region: 128-997 (289 amino acids)
Source: RefSeq, a predicted model, not a curated record
UUUGAUUUUGUUCUGUGUGGAGUGAUGGCUGAACGCAUAAAGCGCACAUUGGGAUUGAGAAACCGAAAAAUUUUUAACUCCUUAGUUCAAUAUUAAUUGAUUUGCGUUUUUAAAUUAGCUUCCUGUAAUGGCGUCCAUUCUCAAAGCAGUUCGUGUUGGCUCAUCGGGAUUAUUUGGUCGAUUAAAACAUAAAAAAUUGCCUGAAGAAUGGGAUGAUUCAAUUAAAGAACCUGUUUUAGAUGGAAUCACAUUUUAUGUUAAGUAUUUAGGGAGUACAUUAGUAGAUGAGCCUAAUGAUCAGCAAACAACUGCAGAUGCUAUUAAAGCAGUUAUCACAAUGGCUAAGUCAAGUGCCAAGAAACUUCCAAGAGUUGCUUUGACUGUAAAUCCAAAAGGAAUUGUUACUAGAGAUCUUAGCACUGGAGAGAAGCACUUGGAUUUUUCUAUAUAUAGAAUUUCAUUUUGUUCUGCGGAUGCCACUUAUGACCGUGUUGUAGCUUUUAUUGGGACAAACAAAAAUGAAACAUUAGAAUGUCAUGCAUUUUUAUGUUCAAAACGUAAAAUUGCACAGGCUGCUGCAUUAACUAUAUCUCAAGCUUUUAAUAUUGCUUUUGAGUUGUGGGAACGUGCCAAAGAAGAGAGAUCUAGUCAAAAUGGAGAAGAAAAAAUAAAAUUGGAAAUCUCAGACAAUUCUGCAGUUUCUGAAUGCAACAGCAAUAAUAAAAAUUCCUGCGUAGAUGAACAAGGAACUUUAAUUGACCUUAGUAUAGAUGGUCAUUCAGCAUCUGAAACUAUGAAGAAACUUGGAUUUGAAAAUGACCAAAAUCUUGAUGAUAGUUUUUCAAGAUUGGCUCAUUCCCGAACUCACCCCAUGCUUGGAAUGGGAUUUAAACCUGAAGAUCUUGAAGAUAUUCAACAGUUUGUGCAUAAUCAACGGAAAAUAAAUGAAAAAGAUUGUUUCCUUGAUGACCAAACUGAUGAUUUGCUAGCCUUGUAAUAAUUUUCCAAUUCUUUGCAAUAUAAUUCUACAUUGUACAGCAAAUGGAUCGAUUUCUUGGAAAGUCUCUUUUUGAGAAGUGUAUGGAAUCUAAAUUAAUGAGCUGUGAUUUUUGCAAUACUAAUAAAUGGCCUUUCAUUUAGAUAUCACAUUUAAUUUUGUGAUUAUCUUGUUUAAUUGCUUGAUUUCUAUAUUAUUUAAUUAUUGUUAAGUUUUUGUACUGAUGUAGGAUAGUUCUGCAUCAUUAUUAUAUUUAUAUAUUAAUAGAGAGAGAAAAUUCAGAUUGAAUGUAAUGCUGAAAAAUUGCUAUUGUGUUAUUGUUUGCGUUUAACAAAAGUGAUUUUUUUCUCAAUUUUUUUUUUUUUUUAAAUAUUUUAUAUACGUAAAGAAAAGACUUGUGAAUUAUUGUAUUAUUUCAAAGCAAGUUGCAUACUUAUUUUUUAUAAUGGUGCUUGGGUAUGUUUUUUCUCUUUUUCUUUUCUUUUUUAUCUACUCAUCAACACUAAAGUAAAAAUGUAAAAGCCAUCAUUGAAUGCUGAUUGUUUUAUGAACCAUUUAAUGUUUUUUUUACAGUGAAAUUUUAAAUGUUUUAUAUGUCUCCCAGAUUUCUACUGGAAGAUUUUUUAUUGUCCACAUGUGCACACAGUGUCCGUUUUUAUACUUUUGCAUAAUAUAUUGUGCUUUUGAUUUAUAUGAUUUGCUGCAUUUGUUUUCUUGCUUAGUGUUAUCUCAGUCUGGGGAAAAAAGCAAUGCUAAUUUUGCUUUAGAUGCAGAUUCACUCUAGCCUUGAGAAAUUCUAUUUUCUGUGAUUAGUGCAAGAUGCUGACUCUUGGAAUUUCAAAAUGUUUUCUAAAGUUUUUUAGUACCUGAGAGGUUGUAUUUUUAAAACUGAUGUUGUAUUUGCACAAGAUUAGCAAUCAUAUUUUGUAUAAGCAAUUUUUCAAAAGUUUAAAAUUAUGUGUUUGAUAUUAAUGUGCUAUUUAAAUCAUAUAUACAUUAUUAUGUAGCAGAGGUGAGUCAACAUUAAAAUUGUUGAAAGCAUUUGCAAAAUUCUCUAACUUGUUGAAUCUCACUGCAUUUUUACCUUUUUGUUUGGCAUUUGUGUGAAAAAUCUGUUAGUCAUUUGUUAUAAAAUAUUUACACAUUUGUACUAUUCUUGUUCACUUAAGGAAUUCUAUACCUGUUGAGCAUGUAUUUCAAAUACUGUGAAUAUGUGUACAUAUAAAUUUGCUCAAUAAAUAUUCUGCUUA